Molecule: messenger RNA, 1684 nt
Organism: Stylophora pistillata
Lineage: Eukaryota; Metazoa; Cnidaria; Anthozoa; Scleractinia; Pocilloporidae
Source: RefSeq, a predicted model, not a curated record
AUAAGUGGGUUGUAAGUCACGUGAUCUCAUGGAUCACGUGCAGUGUGAAACUACUGAAUAAAGAAGCUGAAGAAAAGUUGAACUCAUAACAUGGUACCAGGAUCUCUUUCAAAGAAACUUUUCUAACUCCUAACUCCGACAUGGAACGUAUUAAACUUCCCUCAGAAUUGGAUAUUGAUAGUCUCAAUCUCGCAGAUAAAUGGAAGGAAUGGAAAGAAGCGUGGGAAUUGUAUCGGAUAUCGAGUAACCUUCACGAAAAGGACGAUGCCACACAGAUAGCAACUAUCCAAAGUAUUCUCGGGACCAAAGCAAGACGAGUGCUCAAAACUCUACCAAAUAUUCCCGAAGAUAUCACGCAAAGGACUGUUGGAGGUAUCUUAACAGCGGUGGAAACGUAUUGUGUUCCUCGGAAGAAUACAACCUACGAACGAUACGUCUUCAGAACGACCACCCAAGAAGACCGCUCGUUUGACAUAUUUGUCACAGAUCUCAGAAGAAGAGCUGAAUACUGCGAUUUCGGAGCGAUUAAGGAUUCUCUGAUACGAGAUCAAAUUGUGGUGGGCAUAAAUGAUAUCUACACCAUCUGAUGCCCGAUAUAUUCUUUACGAUAAGCGUGUGACGCCGUCACAGCCGUCACAACAGAGGGUACACUUGGCUUGACUCAUUCAUCAGACUGUUAAGGAUACUCAAACGGUUGACUGAACUUGACUCAUUCAUCAGACCUAUGAAGAGAACCCGCAACUUAGACAGCGAGCGAAAUACCUUAGAAAAUGUAAAGAUGCGGUUUGGAACCGCUGGACAAAAGAGUACCUUCGUGGGCUGCGAGAACGUCACACGGUAAAACAUAAGGACUCCACCUGUGGAGUUAAGAAGGGAGAUAUGUGCAUCAUCAAAGACGACAACAAAGAUAGAAAUAAAUGGAAGCUUGGGAUAGUUGAAGAGCUGUUUGCGGGACACGACGGGGUCGUGAGAGCUGUGAAGCUUCGGGGAGGCAAGAGCUAUCUGGAGAGAGCAGUGCAGCAGCUGCACCCACUGGAGCUGUCCUGUUACAAGUCUCGGGAAGUGCCGAAACCUCCACUGAAUCCUGAAGCGCUUGCUUUCAAACCAAAGGGAGAUGCCGCAGUCGCAGCCAGGCAGAGUCCAAAGCAUUGCUGAACUUGACCGAUACGAUUAAGAAACAUUGUUCAUUUAAAGCCUUGUUUAAUUUGUUUUGAAAGAAGAACAUUAACUGAGUGAAUUGAAACUGAUUUCCGUCUACUAGGUUUCAAUCGAAUGAAAUUUAAGAACUUUACUUGAAUUGUAUUUGCUUCCGUGACGGAAGCAAAUAGGGGAGUGUGUUGAGACAAUUUAAGUUAGAUUGUGUGACAAGUUAGUAAGAUAAGUGAGUGCGUGGUGACAACUUUUCGCUUGUGGUUUCAGUGUCGGUAAUGGGAUCAAUUAACCGGUCCAUUUGUUAGCUGAUAUCGUUAUCUAGGUGGAACACACUUCAGCAUCGAAGAGAAUACCUACANGUGGUGGAAUGUUAAGACAGUGGUUGCUCUACAUGGCCUAGACUUUGACGACUGUUUCGAUUUUUGUAGAAGUGACAUUACUAGAAGCCAGAUUACUGGAGCCAACCAUCCUUACCAAAUUUAGAUUAAAUCAAUGUUAAUGUCUUUAAGUAGUCCUUCUUCUUGAGAAUCGU